Messenger RNA from Astyanax mexicanus (Mexican tetra), 3380 nucleotides. RefSeq names its product deltaD (gene dld). Bases 492 to 2651 code for a protein of 719 amino acids. The record is from RefSeq and is a predicted model, not a curated record. Lineage: Eukaryota; Metazoa; Chordata; Actinopteri; Characiformes; Acestrorhamphidae. The transcript has 11 exons. Gene Ontology annotation, molecular function: calcium ion binding. Gene Ontology annotation, cellular component: protein-containing complex; plasma membrane. Gene Ontology annotation, biological process: Notch signaling pathway; heterophilic cell-cell adhesion; establishment or maintenance of epithelial cell apical/basal polarity.
GCGGACUGGGACAUUAGACACCCGCACAGUCACUCUCUCAAUCUCUCUGGCUCUCUCUCACUCACUCACUCACUCACUCACUAACUUUCUCUCUCACAUGGAAUCUGGAGCGCCAGAGGAACAGAGUUGUGGAACCGUACAAACUCCGCGCUGAGUCAAGCACAGGGGAAAGGAGUUCUACAGCACGGGAGAGAACCUUGUCCUCUGUUUAUUUUUCUUCAUUUUAUCUUCACGUGGAAAACGCCAGCAAGAACGGACACAUUUACUAAUCUUGACACUUGGACUAAUUGCCUGAAAUUUGGGAUUUAUCUCACAAUUUAUCUGACAAGAAAGGACUUAGCUACAUGGCCUGCGGAGGACGACAAAACUGAACAAUCCAGACCCAAACCGAACCCUUGACUGAAAUCAUUAAAACACUUAACGGGGUUCCUUGGAGUCUACAUGACUUUUUGAACAGCUCAGCUCAAGCAGCGCUGAAGAUCUUCACCACCAUGGGGCGACUGAUGAUGAUAGCUGCUGCCAUCCUUUGUGUCAUGAUCAGCCAGGGUUUGUGCUCUGGGGUGUUUGAGCUGAAGCUGCAGGAGUUUCUCAACAAGAAAGGAAACACGGGCAACACAAACUGCUGUAAAGGAGCCGCACCAACAACAUCGGGGAUCCAGCAGUGCGAAUGCAAAACGUUUUUCAGAAUCUGCCUCAAGCACUAUCAAGCCAACGUGUCGCCGGAGCCCCCGUGUACCUAUGGGGGUGCUGUUACUCCUGUUCUUGGAUUCAACUCUUUCCAAGUUCCUGAAACUGCUUCAGACAACUCCUUCACUAACCCGAUUCGCUUUCCAUUUGGAUUUACAUGGCCGGGCACAUUUUCUCUGAUCAUUGAAGCACUGCACACCGACUCCAACGAGGAUUUAUCCACCGAAAACCCAGAGCGUCUGAUCAGUCGUAUGACCACCCAAAGACACCUCACAGUGGGAGAAGAGUGGUCCCAAGAUCUGCAGGUGACCGGCAGAACGGAGCUCAAGUACUCGUACAGGUUUAUGUGUGAUGAGCAUUACUACGGCGAGGGAUGCUCGGUCUUUUGUCGGCCACGUGACGAUGCAUUCGGCCACUUCACCUGCGGGGAGCGCGGAGAGAUCAUCUGCAACUCGGGCUGGAAGGGGCAGUACUGCACUGAACCAAUCUGUCUACCAGGAUGUGAUGAGGAGCAUGGGUUUUGUGACAAGCCUGGGGAAUGCAAAUGCAGAGUUGGCUUCACUGGAAAGUACUGUGAUGACUGUAUCCGCUACCCUGGCUGCUUGCAUGGUACCUGCCAGCAACCGUGGCAGUGCAACUGCCAAGAAGGCUGGGGUGGUCUCUUCUGCAACCAAGAUCUUAAUUACUGCACACACCACAAACCAUGUGAGAAUGGAGCUACUUGCACCAACACCGGCCAAGGAAGUUACACCUGUGCCUGCCGACCUGGGUUCACUGGAGCAAGCUGUGAGAUUGAGGUCAAUGAGUGCUCUGACAACCCCUGCAGGAAUGGAGGAAGCUGCACUGAUAUGGAGAACACAUACAACUGUGCCUGUCCUCCUGGAUACUAUGGAAGAAACUGUGAGCUGAGUGCCAUGACUUGUGCGGAUGGCCCCUGUUUUAAUGGCGGACGUUGUGCUGACAAUUCAGAAGGAGGUUACUUCUGUGAGUGUCCCACAGGCUAUGUCGGCUUUAACUGUGAAAAGAAGAUUGAUCACUGCAGCUCAAACCCCUGCUCAAAUGGUGCCCAGUGUCUAGAUCUAGUGGACUCUUACCUCUGCCAAUGUCCAGAAGGUUUCACAGGAGCACACUGUGAUGACAACAUCAAUGAGUGUGCCAGCUACCCCUGCCAGAAUGGAGGCACUUGCCAGGAUGGUCUCGGCGACUACACUUGCACCUGCCUGCCCGGAUACACUGGCAAGAACUGCAGCUCGCCAGUCAACAAGUGUGUGCAAAACCCAUGUCAUAAUGGUGGUACUUGUCAUGAAAGGGACCACCGCUAUGUAUGCGCAUGCAUUCCUGGAUAUGGAGGACAUAACUGCCAGUUCUUGCUCCCUGAGCAUCCAGUAGAAGGGCCUGAUAAAAGGUUCUCGGAUGAAGAGGAGGACAACAGUUUUCCUUGGAUGGCGGUCUGUGCUGGGAUUAUACUGGUGCUUUUGCUCCUCCUUUCUUGCGCUGUUCUGAUUGUGUACAUUCGUAUUAAACUGCAGCGGAGGAGCCAGCAAGUUGAGAGCCAUAACGAAAGUGAGACCAUGAACAACCUGACCAGCAAUUGCACUCGGGAGAAAGACUUGUCCGUCUGCAUCAUAGGCACCACGCAGGUGAAGAACACCAACAAGAAGGUGGACUACCAGAGCGAUACUGCCUGUGUGGAAAAGAACGGUUACGGAAAGUCUCGCUACUCGUUGGUGGAUUACAAUCUUGUUCAUGAAUUAAAGCCAGAGGACUUGGGAAAAGAGGACUCAGAGAAAAGUGACACACAAUGCGAGGCUCUUGACCCAGACUUGGAGGAAAAGCACAGAAAACCUUUAAAAAGUGACACUUCAGACAAUUGUACAGAGUCUGCGUGCAAAGACACAAAGUACCAGUCUGUGUUUGUAAUAUCAGAAGAAAAGGAUGAAUGUAUAAUCGCAACUGAGGUGUAACACCACAACUGAGCUGUAGCUCAUCUCGCUCUACAGGAGGUUUUACUCCAGUAAAUGCUGCUCAAACCAGAAGGAAAGUUUCCUUCUUGCGACUGCUGCUGUGGGGACUUAUGUUUAUGGUGAUAUUCAGAAUGAGCUGGUUCUCAACUGAAGUAAGCACAGUGACUGCAGAACAAGGAUGUUGGGCCAUAGUGGCUCGCGCUCUCAAAGUUUGUGUUUCCCCCGGAACGUGCCAAACGGACUUGUUGCACUUCCUGUAGGGAAGAGUUCUUCUUUUACCUCAUUGCACUACGGAGGGUUGCUUUUUAAAUAACGUAUUUAACAUUCAAGUUAAGUGAUUACUGUCUAUGAGUAUGCACUGACUGCAGUGUCUAUGUUUAAAUUCUCUGAUCCAUUGCGUAGGUCAGGAAACGAAGAAAAAAAAUGUCGCCAUCACAAUUGUUCAGUUCCUGAUAGAUAUUUGAAAAGCUGUAUUCUUUUUAUUUAAAUGUCAUUAUUUGUGAUUCUUUUGUGUUUUUUGUGAAGUUUGACGUAAUUUAAUCUUUUCCUCAUUAUUUUUUUCAAAUUUGUAUAUUGUAUAUAAGGCACUUCGGGUCAAUGUGACUGUUUUCUUACAGUAAUGUAUUUAAAUGUGUUUAAACCUAUGGGAAUUGUUUUAUACGUGUUCGUCAUGAAGAAAAAAUCACCUUAAUAUUUUUCCAAAUAAAUCUUGUAUGAAAUAUUACCAAA